This is a messenger RNA of Hibiscus syriacus, 924 nucleotides long. RefSeq lists its product as uncharacterized. Lineage: Eukaryota; Viridiplantae; Streptophyta; Magnoliopsida; Malvales; Malvaceae. The record is from RefSeq and is a predicted model, not a curated record. The transcript has a single exon. Bases 1 to 924 code for a protein of 307 amino acids.
AUGGGAUUUCUGAGCAACUUCUCAUCCAAAUAUUUCUAUGAGGGACUUCUACCCAUGGAGAGGAAGAUGAUGGAUAUAACUAGUGGAAGUGCCAUAGUGAAUAAGACUCCUCACAAUGCUAAGAAAUUGAACUCCAUCAUGGCCACUAAUUCACAACAAUUUGGCUUUAGGCAAGACACAUCUUCAAGAAUGGUGAAUAAGGUAGGUUUGUCCUCCAUUGAACAUCAAUUAUCGUAUCUCACCUCCCUCGUUCAACAACUAGUUGUAGGAAACACGCAGCAAGUGAAAGCUUGUGGGAUAUGUGCUGCGAUUGGUCACCCAACUAACAUGUGCCCUACAUUUCAAGAUGAUUCUCAUGAGUACGCCAAUGCAGUUGGAAGGUUUCUCGAUCCACCACAAAGGAAGUAUGAUCCUUACUUAAAUACCUAUAAUCCAGGAUGGAGGGAUUAUCCUAACCUUAGCUAUGGACCAAGACCAUCGCAAUUCCAGCGUUUUCCACCUGAGCAGUCUUCUUCAAAGCCAUGUAUGUCCCUAAAAGAAAUUGUCAAAUCACUUGCAACUAAUACACAAAAAUUUCAGCAAGAGACAAGAAUAAUCAUACAAAAUUUGGAGAAUCAAAUGAGUCAAUUGACAUCCUCCGUGAGUUGGUUAGAAUCCCAAAGUAAGUUACCUUCACAAACCAUUGUUAAUCCAAAGCAAAAUGUUAGUGCAAUCACAUUGAGAAGUGGGAAUGAGUUGAAGGAACCUAGUCCAUUGGCACAUGGGAGAGCCUUAGAGGAAGAAACCAAAAAGGAAGUUGUUGCUCCCCAGACUCAGAUAGACCAACCCAAAGGACUCAAAAGCGAACAACCGAAGGAAUUGGUCGUAAAUCCUCAUUUUCCCGCUAGAUUCGCUAAGUCCAAGAAAGAAGCAGAAAAGAAAUAA